AUGGCAGUUAGCGGGUUACCUUUACUAAAAGAGUCAGAUCCAACUCAGUAUGAUAGUGUAGCAAAGGUAUGGCUGCUUGCCACACUGUCGGGAGGAAAUGGAGUGGGCGGCUACCGGAUUAGGAGGGGAUUGGUUGAUUCAAGAUUUAAGAAAAAAGAUAUUUUAAACAUAUCCAUACCAAAGACGUGCAAAGUCAUCUCAAGAAGUAAUGAAGCUUUACCAUUAAGACAAGUGUCAAAUCUGUUAUAUGGCGUCACGAUAUGCUACAACAAGAAGGCUGAAUUUAUUUUGAAUGAUCUCGAUGCCAUGUUAGUGCAAUUACAAAGACGAUUAUUAUUAACUAACACUGGCAAGAGUACUGUCACUGUCAGAAGCACGGUUGCAAAUAACUCAACCCUAAUUAAUUUAAAUUCCAACAACUUUUUGCUCAGAGAUGACCCAUUGUUUAAAAUUGAUUUUGUUAAGAACUUUUCACUGGAUGAAAGUGAAAAGCAAUUAUCAGAUGCGCAAACAAUCAGAAAACAAGACUACAUUAAUGAAUUAGGUGGACUGCUAGUUCCUGCACAAACCAAUAGCUAUCAGAAUGUUAAUUUGAAAUCGAGGUUGCUGAAAAGACCUUACACAAUAGAUUCCGACGAUUUGGAAGAACUACCAGUUGAUGAAAGUUUGAAUUUAAACCUAGAAUUUGACGACAUAAUGAGUGAAUCCGAAAAGACAGAGUUAGGAAUAAACUCAAUUAACAAAGAUAUUGAUCUUGAUAUAAACAAACUUUUUCCUUCAGACAAGACCAGCCUAUUGGGUGCUAUAAGUGAAGAAACUUUCGAUUACUAUCAUAAUGAUGAAGAGGCAGAAGAGGAUUCUAAUCUAAAAGAUGAAGACACAUUAGAACAGCCACCCAGAAAGAAACUGAAACCAAAAAAUGUGUUUUCUUUUGUUAAGAUCAAAUACGAUGAUCGUAUUAGUAUCUCCAAUGAACAAAUAAGACGACAACAGGAAUUAUACAAAGAUCAUAUGGCAAUAUUGCAACGAAAAGUUGUAGAUAAUAGUGGGAAAAAGCUCUCCACAACAUAUCAGUUAAAGCCAUUCGAAGACUUAAUAGUGAAUAGCAAAGAAACUGAUAUUAUGAUUCGAGAAAAACAGCAGGCAAAAAAACCGAAUGAACUUUUAACAAGUUUGAAUGAUUUGUUUAGUAUCGAGGAGGACAUUGAGAGAGGUCGUAGAGCAUCUUCAGACAGACAAAGUAGUAAGUCCCGAUCACAAAGUCUAAGAAGUGAAGAAAUAGGGAGGAGAGUAGAUAGCUCAAAAAUCCUUGAUAAUUCCACAGCUGACAAUGAGAACAGUUCCUCCUCACACUUAAUGAUUAAUUUGGAACAAAUAGACGAAGACUAUGAGACAAAUGAUAACAGCUCAGAGUUUUCUGAAACGGAUAGGCACAAUUUUUUGAAUUUAGACCUUCAAGUACCACCUUCUAGCUCGGGUAGACCAUCUAGUUCUAUUCGAGAUAUCGUAGACAUAUUGGAAAGUAAUACCAUGCACCCAAGGAUUCGCCCUCGUCAAUAUACCACUGAUUCAGAAAGAAUAGAUGAACAUAGCAUAUACACAUCAGAAUUGAAUAAUAUAGAAAGUACAGCCAGUGACCAAUAUCCUAGAUCAACUCUAAAUGUUCUAGAUAUUCAAGCGAAGAGGUUCUAUGACUUCCUCAAGCAAAGAAUGGAGGAAAUGGGCACUCCAAUAGCAAACUCAGCUAGAUUUAAGAAUAAGCUUUCUCUCGAAUACAUUAUCCCUGGUAGAAAAGCAAUGAUAGUAGACGACGGUCAUGAUGGCCAUGUAGAAAUUGUAUCCAAGUCUAUUGCUGCUAAUGUCUUUUUUAGUUUGCUGACGCUAGCCACACAAAAUCUUGUCGGCCUUAAACAACGUCAUCAAGAAAAUAUGACACAAGGAUUUAUGAUUCCUUCUAGUUCUGAUAUAAUUGUAUACGCAUGA
Molecule: messenger RNA, 1983 nt
Organism: Nakaseomyces glabratus
Lineage: Eukaryota; Fungi; Ascomycota; Saccharomycetes; Saccharomycetales; Saccharomycetaceae
Gene: REC8
Product: Rec8p
Biological process (GO): double-strand break repair; sister chromatid cohesion
Cellular component (GO): cohesin complex
Molecular function (GO): protein binding; chromatin binding
Source: RefSeq, a predicted model, not a curated record